UUCAGUUUCGCCAUUCUAGUGAAUUUUGGGGAUCGAAAACCCUAGAAGAAGAAGAAGGAACAUUCAAACUUUUGGGCUUCUGGUUCAUCUCGGGCGUCAACCUCCCGAUCAGUCUUUGAAUUCUGGAAGAUGGCUGCUCCAAGAACAGGGGUGAAAUCUAUGAAAGAUUACUUGAAAAAGUAUGAAAGUAGUGAGGUCAUAGAAAAGAAAAAGAAGAAGAAGAUGAAGAAGCCAUCCAAACCUGAACCCACUGGUGUUUUAGUUGUGGAUGAAGAUCCAGUUUGGCAGAAGCAGGUUGAUCCCCAAGAGGAGCAAGAUAAUGAAAAUGAUUCAGCUGAGGAAAGACCUGUGGUUGAUGAGGACAUUGAAGUUAAGAGAAUGCGGAGGUUGGAGGAAAUCAAGGCAAGGCGUGCUCAAAAUGCCAUUGCUGAGGAUGGGAGUGGGUGGGUGAGUUUAUCUUCAGACCAGGGCGGCUGUGACGACCAAAGAUCUGAUGAUAUUUCUCCUCCAAGGAGACAGAGGACUCGUAACGACUCUCCAUCUCCUGAGCCUGGGCCCAGGGGUUCACUUCCUGAAACAGACAUGUCACCACCACGUCGGAGAAAACGUCAUUAUACACCUUCCCCUGAACCUAACAGACAACAUGCCAAGCCUGUUAGUUUGGAUUCUGAUUUGACACCACCUCGCAAAAGGCGAGCCAGGAAUGAUUCACCUUCACCAGAACCUGAAGAUACAGCCCCCAAAAGUCUGGGUGAAGAUCUGUCUCCUCCUCCGAACAGAUGUGUUCAUCCUGUAUCGCCUGAAAGAAGCGGAAAGCGUUCAGAUUCUCUUGAGUUGGACGGUGAUUUAUCUCCCCCUCGCAGGAAAAAGGAUUCACUUGCCUCAGAUGUUAACAAAAAGAGCAAUGAUCUUUCUCCUCCACGGAGAAGACGAUAUCAUUCUCCAUCACCUGAACCUGGUAGAAAGCCUUCAAAAUCUCUUGGCUCGAACUCUGAUUUAUCUCCACCACGCAGGAGUGUGAGUGUGAAGGGUUCCCGAGACUCGGAUCUUUCGCCUCAAAGGAAAACUGUGUCGAGGAGUUCCAAUUUUGGUAGCUCUCCACCAAGGAGACCGCGCAGAGAAUCACCACCUCCCCAAACAAGCAAGGAGCAACGGAAGACUGGGCUAAUUAGUGGCAAAGACAUUGGAAGUGAAUAUCGAAAGAAGAAGGAGGAUGAACAGCUGAGGUUUAAAAAUAUGGAUUCCGAGCUAACUGGUCAGAAUGCAGAAGCAGUGUUCCGUGACAAGAUUACAGGGAAGCGUAUAACGAAGGAGGAAUAUCUUCAAUCAAAGCAAAAGAAAGUCAUAGAGAAGCCAAAGGAGAUCAAAUUGGAAUGGGGCCAAGGUUUAGCUCAGAAGCGUGAUGCUGAAGCUAGACUACAGGAACUUGAGCUUGAGAAGGAUAAGCCAUUUGCUCGGACCAGGGAUGAUCCCGAGCUUGAUCAAAUGAUGAAAGAAAGAGUUAGAUGGGGAGAUCCAAUGGCUCAUUUGGUGAAGAAAAAGCAGUACGAGGCACCUCUUAUGGAUCUUGGGGACAACGAGGAGAUGAAAAAAUCCGGAUUUGUAAUACCACAAAGUAUCCCAAAGCACAGCUGGAUAACAAGAGGAUUAGAAGCUGCACCUAAUCGGUAUGGAAUCAAACCCGGUAGACAUUGGGAUGGAGUUGACCGCAGUACUGGCCAUGAGAAGGACAGGUUUAAGAAGACAAGUGAGAAAAAAGCAACGGAAAGAGAAGCGUACCUUUGGUCUGUUUCUGAUAUGUGAUUCCCCAAAACUAAAUCAGAAUUUGUUGUUGGGCUAAAUGUGGUUUGGUUCAUGAGAGGACCAUUCUAAACCGAGGAGCUAUGUGUUUGUACUCGUUUUAUAUGUUAAGACAACGAGGAAUUCUGGUAAUUGUUUAAAAUGCUAGAUAACGGUACAGUAUGGCUUCGGUUUAACAUAA
Messenger RNA from Brassica oleracea var. oleracea, 1981 nucleotides. RefSeq names its product BUD13 homolog. Bases 130 to 1803 code for a protein of 557 amino acids. Gene Ontology annotation, biological process: mRNA splicing, via spliceosome. The record is from RefSeq and is a predicted model, not a curated record. Gene Ontology annotation, cellular component: RES complex; U2-type spliceosomal complex. NCBI's taxonomy places the organism in Eukaryota, Viridiplantae, Streptophyta, Magnoliopsida, Brassicales, Brassicaceae. Gene Ontology annotation, molecular function: RNA binding. The transcript has 9 exons.